AUGCCUCCAGCAUCUACUCUCUCCUUCAAAGACCGUGUCCUCAAUCUCAUCAAGACACUUCAUUUCGUUUGGUUUUUGGGUCAUGUGUUGACAGUUCUCGGCACAGUGUUUUAUGCCAUCAGCUUCUUCAGCAACAACUAUCUGUAUAGACUAGCAUAUCUUGGCACAUUGUUGUCGUAUGGUGUUGUUAACUAUAAAAAUCAUGGUAAAAUUCAAGUACAUGCAGCCUAUAUUCAAAAGUUGCUGAUGGACGAGAAUGCACAAUACUUUUUUCUUGCCUUCUUUUGGUUCCUCACAAAGCCUAUCGCAGUGACCUUAAUCCCUUACUGUACAUUUUCCGCUUUCCAUGCCCUUGGUUAUGUACGUACAAAUGUCAUUCCUAACGUAUUCCCUCCUCAGUCUACUACUGCAUCUACUACGGCUACUGGCAGCACCACUACUGCUAAGCCAUCAUGGCAAAUAACAACCCAACAAAAAAUUAAAAGUUUGACUGACAAAUACUAUACUACUGCAAUGCGAUUUGUUGCUCAAUCUGAAGUUACUCUUAUUGCUGUUCGUUUACUCGUCGGUGUGUUCCGCUUUCAAUUCUUGCCUUUCAUUAUCUACGCGCAAUUCCUUCGUAUGCGUUAUCACUUGUCAUCCCAUACACAACAAACUUUCAGCCAAUUACGUGUUCGUUUGGAUGAAAUGAUUUUGACAAACAAUGCACCUGCAAUGGUUCAGAAGAUUUAUAAAACUAUCAAGGCGAUCAUCAUCAGAUUCGGCAAUAACAUUGUCCAGCAACAAGCACGACCUGCUGCCGCCCACUAA
This is a messenger RNA of Mycotypha africana, 810 nucleotides long. RefSeq lists its product as uncharacterized. The record is from RefSeq and is a predicted model, not a curated record. Gene Ontology annotation, cellular component: endoplasmic reticulum; membrane. Gene Ontology annotation, biological process: endoplasmic reticulum tubular network organization; membrane organization. Bases 1 to 810 code for a protein of 269 amino acids. The transcript has 5 exons. NCBI's taxonomy places the organism in Eukaryota, Fungi, Mucoromycota, Mucoromycetes, Mucorales, Mycotyphaceae.